AUGCAGGCCCAGGCUGCGCGAUACAAUGGUCACCCGAACUCCCUUCAUCCUCAGCCGCAAUCGGCGCAGCAUCACCCACAACACCAUCCCGCCCGUCCUCCCCCUGACCCCGCCGAGAGCGAUGAUGCUGCCCAACAGAGUGCCGACGAUGCCGAUAACAAUGAAGAUGACCAGAACGAGGCCACUCGGCUAGGCAAGCGCAAGCGGCCCCUCUCUGUGUCGGGCUUAUCACCUGCUCUGCCGAAUUGCACCCUAAGCCAAGCCCAUGCUAAUGUUAAGUCCUUUGUCCCAGAUGUGAAAUGCGAUCGCGGACAGCCUGCCUGUGGAUGGUGCGCUCGCAAUGGCGCCCCUUGCGAAUAUAAGGAGAGGAAAAAGCCUGGGCUACGUGCCGGUUAUGGUCGUGAGCUGGAGCAGCGCCUCGAUAAGCUCGAGGAGAAGUUACGCCAGCAUGCUGAGAUAUUGCAGGUCUUGACCUCUAACAUGAAUGCUGGGAGCGGUCUCGGCAGCAAUGUUGGGUCUGCGGCACAACCGAAUCCUCCGAGUAUCAAGGGGAGUCAACCGAGCGAGCAGGGGACUCCGAAAGAUCCAAUGCCGUCGUCAAUGUUUUCCAGGCCGAACAGCGAUCCGAUACCUACUCCACACCCUGAAGCGAACAUGUACGGGCACCAAAAGUCCUCUCGGUCCAUUGAUUACGAGCCAUCUGCUGCGCAGGUGCCGCAAGACAGCUACUCUACGACAGGUCUCUCACCUCGAACUCAUAUGCAGCCCGCAGCCGCAUUAUCGGGUGCUGCUGGUCCCAGUACAUCAGGAGAGGAGUACUAUGGGAAUGCUCCUUCUGUUGCUGCUACCUUGCAGUCUCCUGCUACUGUGUCGCAACGAUCUAGUCAUGUCGUUCACGAAGCAGAGCUACCACCCUAUGACCUCCUGUACUCCCUAGUUGAUCUCUACUUCAAACAUAUCAACACAUGGUGUCCUAUUCUACACCGCAAACACACAUUCGAAACAUUCUUUGGACAAUCCAUGAUAGAUGAGGAGGAUAAAGUUCUUCUGCAUGCUAUCGUCGCGACGACCCUACGAUACUCAACAGACCCCCGUCUCACAGAUGAGAGCCGGCAGCGCUUUCACGACUCGUCGAAACAGCGGGUGCUCCUUUAUGGCAUGGAACACCUGUCUGUUAAGACGCUUCAGGCCCUUGUCAUCUUGGCACUGGAUCUCUGCGGGACAAGUCACGGGCCACCUGGAUGGAAUGUCAUGGCCUUGAUCACACGGGCCGUUGUGCAAUUGGGGUUAGCUGUCGAGAGCAACUCCUUCAUGGUUGCCCCAAGUUACACAUCCAUCUACACACUUCGAGCUAUGAUCCUACCAGAGCCCCGUGACUUUAUCGAGGAGGAGUCGAGGCGGCGGCUAUUUUGGAUGGUGUACCUCCUUGAUCGUUACGCGACGAUCGCGACAGCAUUUGAGUUUGGUGUCGAUGACCGGGAGAUUGACCGCAAGCUACCAUGUCGUGAAGACCUCUGGCUCAAGAAUCAAAAGGUUGAGACCCGCUGCUUCAGUCCUGCUGAUGACAGCUGUAAGCCUGGUGGCCCAUGCGGUGCUCCCUCAGGGACCUUCAUCGACAAGCCCGAAAACUUGGGCGCCUUCAGUUAUUACAUUGAGAUUCUUGGGAUCCUCUCUAAUAUCCACAAAUUUCUGAAGCGGCCUGUCGACAUCAGCGCCCUGGCCGACGUCGAGACCUGGCAGAUGCGCUACAAGGAGCUCGACAGCCAGUUGGCGACCUGGAAGUACGAGCUUCCUCCUGAGUACGGUAACAUGGAUAAGCUCUACCAGCCGGCCGCCGCCAAGUCCAUCAACUGCUGCUGGAUCAUGCUUCACGCGACUUUCCAUACAGCCGUCAUUCGUCUACACUCCUCUGCCGCCUACCCUACCACCCGUUCCCCCAUCUUUCGUCCCUCCUACCUUGCAUCCCAGCGUUGCCUUGGGGCUGUCGCAGAAAUAGCCAAAAUACGACAGUUCGUUGUUAGCAACAACCUGCUCACCAAGCUCGGUCCUCCGUUUGCCUUUACCUUAUGGGUCGCCGCCCGCGUGUUGCUUGUCCAUGGCAGCACUGUCGAGCGUAAGCUGGAUCAAAACCAGAUCGCUCCGUUUGUGGAUACCCUGCGCGAGAUGGGAAGGUAUUGGCCUAUUGCGAGCAGGUAUUGUAACCUGCUAUGCAGGGUGCUGGACGAAUACCAUGACAGCGAGCGCCAGGGACGGGGCGAGACGCCGAGCAGUGUGGCCAUCCUAGCGGAUAUGCGUCGUACGGCGUUCGACCUCGACUGGUUGAUCAGCCGGCAGCCGAGGAUAGGCAACGGGGGAGCUGCACAUGUCGGGGGACUUGGGACCUCUGGGAUCGGGCAUGCUAUCGGCUCCGCCUGUCCUGGUCCUGGUGUCUCGGGGAGCGGAUGGCAGAGCCGCUUCGCGAGUGUUACUCCUGCGGCGAGGACGCCUCAGCCGAACGAGCUCGAGUAUUUGGAUGUGUUUGACUUCUUUAAUGUGCCCCGAUUGCCUGUCGGGCAGCAGCAAGCCCAGACUUCGGCCGGAGCUGACGGGGGAGGAGGGCCUGCCACGGUAGCGAGUGCCCCAACGGGCGCGGGACAGGAGGAGGCAGUCAACGGGUCUGCGGCCGUGGUGCAAGGCCCACAGGUCGUGCCGCCCGGGGAGUUUAAUAUCACGGAUUUUAUGAUGGAACCGAGUAGGGAUUGGCUUUUUCCUCAGCAAACUUAA
Molecule: messenger RNA, 2763 nt
Organism: Thermochaetoides thermophila DSM 1495
Lineage: Eukaryota; Fungi; Ascomycota; Sordariomycetes; Sordariales; Chaetomiaceae
Exons: 3
Coding region: 1-2763 (920 amino acids)
Biological process (GO): DNA-templated transcription; regulation of DNA-templated transcription
Cellular component (GO): nucleus
Molecular function (GO): DNA binding; DNA-binding transcription factor activity, RNA polymerase II-specific; zinc ion binding
Source: RefSeq, a predicted model, not a curated record